CUUGUUCUUUUCUUUUCAUUUCGUUUGUCAUCAACUGAACGGCGGAAUAAGCAAAAGUGUUCAAAUUAGUGAAAAAAGUUGAAAUUAUUGUUGAAAUCAAGUGAAUCCAACUAUAAUGAGUGAAACUAUAAACACCAGUCAACAGUUUCCGCACUUCGAGAAGCCAAUAGUGCAGUUCAACGAAAAUGGUUGGGGACCAUGUGAAUUGCCGGAGACUUUUCGUGAUAUGCCGUAUCAGCCGUUCAGUAAGAGCGAUCGCUUAGGCAAGAUUUGUGAUUGGACCAGCAGUUCCAAUAACGACAAGAAAUAUCAGAAUAAGUAUGCAUCAUCCUUUGGCACUGGUAGCCAAUAUGCAUAUUACCACGAGGAGGAUGAAACUACCUUUCAUUUGGUUGAUACGGCGCGUGUGCAGAAGCCACCCCAUCAACGUGGGCGUUUCCGUUCGAACUUACGUAAUAACAGGUCGGCCCGCGGUCGCAAUCAACGUGGUGGUAUGAACUCGGGUAUGACCACGUUGGGUGGCAAAAAUGUCAAGGCCCGUGAACCACGUCGCGGCAUGGGAAAGAAGUUCGGAUCGCGUGGAGUACCACCUAAGAUCCGUGAAUCGUCGGUAGCUGUACGCUCAGAUUGGACUUCGAUUGAGGAAAUGGACUUCCCGCGUCUAACGAAACUGUCUCUACCUAAUAUCAAAGAGGGGGAGGAUAUAAUCACUUGUGGUACCUUGGAGUAUUACGACAAGAUAUAUGAUCGCAUCAAUGUGAAAAAUGAGAAGCCCUUACAGAAAAUUGAUCGCAUUGUUCAUACCGUUACAACCACUGAUGACCCCGUCAUCCGUCGUUUGUCCAAAACUGUGGGCAAUGUGUUUGCCACUGACGCCAUUUUGGCCACCAUCAUGUGUUCAACGCGUUCAAAUUACUCUUGGGACAUUGUCAUUGAGAAAUUUGGUGAUAAAAUCUUCAUGGACAAACGUGACAAUACUGAAUUCGAUUUGUUGACGGUCAAUGAAACAUCUGUGGAGCCACCAACUGAUGAUGAUAGCUCUCCUAAUUCACCACGUAAUUUGGCAAUUGAAGCAACAUUCAUAAAUCACAACUUUAGCCAGCAAGUUUUGAAAACUGGAGACAAGGAAGCCAAGUAUAAAUUCCAAGAACCAAAUCCAUUUAUAACUGAGGACGAAGAUGUUGAAGUGGCAAGCGUUGGAUAUCGCUACAAGAAAUGGAACUUGGGAAGUGGUAUUGUUCUAGUUGCCCGCUGUGAACAUGAUGGUGUGCUGCAAUCACCAAAUGGCGACCCACAAUUCCUAUCGAUUAAGGCCUUAAACGAAUGGGAUUCUAAAUUAGCGAAUGGUGUUGAAUGGCGACAGAAAUUAGAUACACAACGUGGUGCAGUGUUGGCGAAUGAGUUGCGUAAUAAUGCCUGCAAACUAGCCAAAUGGACCGUACAAGCUGUGCUUGCCGGUUCCGACCAACUGAAGCUAGGUUAUGUUUCACGUAGCAACCCACGCGACCCUUCACGGCAUGUCAUACUCGGAACGCAACAGUUCAAACCACACGAAUUCGCAACUCAAAUAAAUUUGAGCAUGGACAAUGCUUGGGGUGUGCUGCGUUGCAUUAUUGAUAUCGUAAUGAAACAGAAGGAUGGCAAAUACCUGAUCAUGAAGGAUCCCAACAAGCCAAUGAUCCGUUUGUACGAUAUUCCAGACAAUACGUUCGAUAGUGAUGCUUCCGAUAAUGGUGAGGGAGAUGAUGGCGAAGCUUUUCAACCAGUUUAUACAUACGGCAACAAUAAAAGAAUUUAAAUUAAAGGCACAACAAAAGUAAAUUAAGUGUAUACGUAUUUAGUGAAUGUGUGCGCCUCGUUUGUUUGAUUUUUUGUUAAGAGAAAAGCCGUCAUCUAAAGUGCAGCAUACGCAUUUUUUUAUACUUAUAUAAAAUAUUCAAAUUGGCUUGUUAACCACAGUUAUUUAUAACGGUUAAACACAAAUCAUAUAUACACACUUAUAUUAUAAUCGGUAACUCAAUUAGCGCAGAUUCAACAUACAACAGCAAAAGUAUACUAAACAGUUAUAUUGAUAUCUCCACAAAAUAUAAUAAAUAACCGCCUAUCUUUAUUACUAUUA
This is a messenger RNA of Anastrepha ludens (Mexican fruit fly), 2119 nucleotides long. It is a transcript of the gene eIF3d1, whose product is annotated as eukaryotic translation initiation factor 3 subunit D-1. Gene Ontology annotation, molecular function: translation initiation factor activity. Gene Ontology annotation, cellular component: eukaryotic translation initiation factor 3 complex; cytoplasm. Gene Ontology annotation, biological process: translational initiation. Lineage: Eukaryota; Metazoa; Arthropoda; Insecta; Diptera; Tephritidae. The record is from RefSeq and is a predicted model, not a curated record. The coding region runs from base 116 to 1798 and encodes 560 amino acids. The transcript has 5 exons.